This is a messenger RNA of Penaeus indicus, 654 nucleotides long. RefSeq lists its product as uncharacterized. Bases 1 to 552 code for a protein of 183 amino acids. The record is from RefSeq and is a predicted model, not a curated record. The transcript has 3 exons. Lineage: Eukaryota; Metazoa; Arthropoda; Malacostraca; Decapoda; Penaeidae.
AUGUCGCAGGUGCAGCACUGGAAGAACGGCGGUCGGUGCGGCGUGUGCGGGGACGACUGGCGGCUGCCGCAGCCACGACCCCACGAGCGAGGCGGACGCUUCGGCCGCGGCGUCGUCACCGCCAGCUACGGCGAGGGCCAGGUCGUCCCCGUGACCAUCCACCUCUCGGCCAACCACAAGGGCUGGUACGAGUUCCGGCUGUGCAGCAACAGCGACCCGGGCGCCCGGGACUCGCAGCGGUGUCUGGACAAGCACCUCCUCGCCAUGGCGGACGGCAGCGGCUUCCGCUACUUCCUGGACGCCUCCGUCCGCGGCGACCACACCGUCCACGUGCAGCUGCCGAGGGGCGUCUCCUGCGCCCACUGCGUCCUCCAGUGGACAUGGACCGUUGGCAACAGCUGGGGCACGUGUCCUGACGGCGGCGAGGGCCUGGGCUGCGGUCCCCAGGAGACCUUCGUCAACUGCGCUGACGUCAGGAUCCACCCCAAGGGCUUCCAUCCCGCCGCGAGAGUCAGCCCCAAAUUCCGGAAGCCAACGAGACGCCCGUCCUAGAUGUUGUGCCGCGAAUAUUUAUUCAUUGAGAUUCAUUGUUUGUGUAACGAUGGUGAGUCAACUCUUGUUUUGACUUUUCCAUUGUAUCAUCACUAUUAUUUA